AUGCACCCGCCGCCCGCGACAGCUGCUCGGUCCGGGGAGAGGCGUGCGCGCCGCCGCCCGGCUUCAGGGCAAGGUCCUGACCUUGCCCAACUGCAGCAUCUUCCGCUUUUGUGGUGCGAGCGCGGCCGCGGGACAAGGGAUGCUGGCGGGGAGCAGGGGCGAGCGCCGCGGGCGAGAGGCGGCUCCCGACGCGAGUGCGCGGCGCCCGGCCCGGCCGCCCCUCCGAGCGCGGCGAGCGCAGCGCCCCCUGCCCGGCUCUGCGGGCUCCUCGGGGCUCCUCCGGGCGCCGCCGCCGCCGCCGGCCGGGCUAGGAGAGCAGCCGCCGCGCCCGCCGCUCCGCUCGGCCGGCUGCCGCCGCGGGCGCGAGCCUGGGGCCGCCGCGGCGCCCGGAGCCGAGCGCUCCCGAGCUGCGCCCCGCGCGCGGCCCGCGCCACCUGUGCCGCCGCCGCCGCCGCCGCCGAGGCUCCUCCCGCGGCGCGCGGCAGCCUCAGCCUCCACCUAAGCCUCGGCGGCCGGCUCGGGAGCCCGGCGAGUGAGGAAGCGUCCGCCCCGCCGCCGAAACCUGCCCUGGGUGCCGAGCAUGCCCAGUGCCGCCGCGACAGCGCGGCGCUCGCCACGCGCACUCCACUUCUCCUGGUUUUCGCGGCAGCAGCAGCAGCAGCGGCUGCAGACAAAGGGCAGGGUGAGGGGGUCUAG
Molecule: messenger RNA, 696 nt
Organism: Cynocephalus volans (Philippine flying lemur)
Lineage: Eukaryota; Metazoa; Chordata; Mammalia; Dermoptera; Cynocephalidae
Product: nematocyst expressed protein 3-like
Exons: 2
Coding region: 1-696 (231 amino acids)
Source: RefSeq, a predicted model, not a curated record